AUGUUUUUAUACUAUUGGUUUAUAGCUUUCUUGGCAGGCUUGACUGCCGCAGGCUCGCUCAAAGAGCUGCAGAUUGGCGUUACCAAAAGGAUCCCGCAGGAUCAAUGCCAUAUCAAGGCCAAAGCUGGUCACACUGUGGAAGUCCACUACACUGGUUACUUGAGAGAUAGUCUGGAGAAGUUUGACUCAAGUUAUGGAAGAGGAGUGCCCAUUUCGUUCAAGCUCGGGAGCGGCCAAGUUAUCAAGGGCUGGGACCAGGGCCUGCUAGGAAUGUGCAUAGGAGAGGAACGUAAGAUACAAAUCCCCAGCGACUUAGCAUAUGGCGAGAGAGGUAUUCCUGGCGUCAUACCAAAAAACGCCGAUAUGAUCUUCGAUGUGAAGUUAGUUAGUAUAAGCUAA
Molecule: messenger RNA, 399 nt
Organism: Torulaspora globosa
Lineage: Eukaryota; Fungi; Ascomycota; Saccharomycetes; Saccharomycetales; Saccharomycetaceae
Gene: FPR2
Product: peptidylprolyl isomerase family protein FPR2
Exons: 1
Coding region: 1-399 (132 amino acids)
Biological process (GO): protein peptidyl-prolyl isomerization
Molecular function (GO): peptidyl-prolyl cis-trans isomerase activity
Source: RefSeq, a predicted model, not a curated record